Molecule: messenger RNA, 462 nt
Organism: Prunus armeniaca (apricot)
Lineage: Eukaryota; Viridiplantae; Streptophyta; Magnoliopsida; Rosales; Rosaceae
Source: the annotation of a GenBank genome assembly
AUGGCUUCAAAUGGUGGAAAGCUUGAGGUCGAAAUUGAGGUGAAAUCUCCUUCACAAAAGUUCUGGGAAGGCAUUAGGGACUCCACCACUAUCUUCCCCAAUGCGUUCCCUCAUGACUACAAAAGCAUUGAUGUCCUCGAAGGCGAUGGAAAAGCUGUUGGCUCUGUUCGCCUCAUAACAUAUUCGGAAGGUUCUCCAAUUGUGAAAGUAUCGAAAGAGACGAUCGAUGCAGUGGAUGAAGCAAACAAGUCAGUUGCUUACAAGGUGAUCGACGGAGAUCUGCUCAAGUACUACAAGAGCUUCAAGUGCAUCCUGACCGUGACUCCCAAGGGAGACGGGAGCUUGGUGAAAUGGUCAUCUGUGUAUGAGAAAGCCCACGAACAGAUUCCUGAUCCAAGUCUCAUCAAGGAUUUUGCUGUCAAGAACUUCCAGGAGCUCGAUGCCUAUGUUCUGGCUAAUUAA